Musa acuminata AAA Group (dessert banana) is the source of this 710-nucleotide messenger RNA. Its product is annotated as plastocyanin-like. Gene Ontology annotation, molecular function: copper ion binding. Lineage: Eukaryota; Viridiplantae; Streptophyta; Magnoliopsida; Zingiberales; Musaceae. The record is from RefSeq and is a predicted model, not a curated record. Gene Ontology annotation, cellular component: chloroplast thylakoid lumen. The coding region runs from base 60 to 569 and encodes 169 amino acids. The transcript has a single exon.
AUCCUCCCAUUUAAUUGUUGAAGCCACAGAAACUGGUGAGGAGAAGCUCAGAAGCAGUAAUGGCCAGCUUGACCAGCGCAGCAGUCACCAUCCCCACCUUCACCGGGCUGAGGGCCGGCACAGCCGCCGCGAGGCGCGGCGCCAGCGUCGUCGCCGCGCACAGCAAGGCUCCUGCCGCGGCCAUGGUGGCCCGGGCGUCCCUGAGGGAGGUGGGCGCGGCCGCGGCCGCGGUCGCCGCGAGCGCGGUGCUGGCGGGCAACGCGCUCGCCUUCGACGUGCUUCUGGGAGGCAGCGACGGCUCGCUGGCCUUCGUGCCCAACGAGUUCUCGGUGCCCUCGGGGGAGACGAUCGUGUUCAAGAACAACGCCGGGUUCCCCCACAACGUGGUGUUCGACGAGGAUGAGAUCCCCGCGGGUGUCAACGUCGGCUCCAUCUCCAUGCCCGAGGAGGACCUACUGAAUGCCCCAGGCGAGACCUACCAGGUGACCUUGAAGGAGAAGGGCACCUACACCUUCUACUGCGCUCCUCACCAGGGAGCUGGCAUGGUGGGGAAGGUGACUGUUAACUAAGCUCACUGUGCUUGGUGUGCCACUCCCGAGUCUUGCUUAUAUUAAGAGUUAGUGUUCUUAAUGUAUUCAUUGAGUUCCUCUUGAUGAAAGAGAGUUGGUCGUCUUCUUCAUGUGGAAUAUAAAUCUUUCUUCUUUCCUCUA